UGGCAUCAUAGAUGCGCUAAAACUAAAAAGUGGGUGCCCAAGAAGCACCAGAAGUGGAACCUGGGAGCAGGUGGUUGACGAAAUUCUCUAUAUUUUGAAGUAUUCUGUCAGAUGAAUCGAUGUUUUUGUUAUAUUUUGGUUUAAAUUUGUCGCCGAUACGGUUUAUUUUAGGUUGCCCGUCCGUAGAUCGACUAUUUGGCAACGCUGAUAACUCGCGACAGCUGUUGACAGUUUGACAGAUAAUAUUGAGGUUAGUUUUUAUAUUUGGUCCAAAAAGUAACGUAGGAAUUUUCAUAUGAAUUUAAAACGUUAUAUAAGAAAUUACCACAAAAGACACACGUAAUGUAUUUCUAAUGGCAUGCAUCAACCACGAAAUCCCACUUGUAGUUCAACAAACAGCACAAGAAUCUAUUUUUAAAAGUUAAACAGUUCAAAUAACAGAUGUGGGACUAUUGACUAGAAUUAACAGAAACAUGGAUAAAGAAAAUACUGAAAGGAAACUAUCUUGGCCAGAAUUGAAGGCGGUAGUAAGUGACCUAAGAAGGCAGCUGUCUAGCCUCUCGUCCAUGGUUCCCAACUCUAUAACAUUUCGGACUCUCCAGGACGGUAGAACUAGAAUAUACUUCCUAAGUACUCCGCAAAAUACUUGGGAGAAUACCCUUUUGUGCGCCGAUGUGCCAAAUGGCCACCAGCCUACUAGUAUGAGACUACAGUGGCAGUGCGUUAUCGAAUCGAAUUUCCCCACUAUUUCUACUGCUGAUAAGUAUUCUCGAGAGGAGCAGUUGAUACGAGAGAGGAAACGUCUAACCACUUGGGGCAUCAAUUCAUAUGAGAUACAUAGUGACUCAGGGAAGAUAAUCUUUCCUGCAGCUAGCAGCCUUUUUCAAUGCAUUGAUAGUGGCUACUCUACUGGUUCCCUGUUCCCGACCAAGCUACGGAUGACAUCUUCCGGAGCAAAAAUCAACUCUCAGAUAUGUCCUUCAAAUUCGGAUUUGGUGGCGUAUAUCUGCAACCACGACAUUUGGGUGACGCACACUGUGUCAGGUUCGAAUGUCAGGUUGACGUAUGCGCAUAAAGGGGAGAGGAACCUUUCUGAUGACCCACUUUGUGCCGGAGUGCCAUCCUAUGUUAUGCAAGAAGAGUUCUCGCGGUAUCAGGGAUAUUGGUGGCAGCCUAGAUGUACAGACGGCGUGUAUAGAAUAUUAUACGAAGAAGUAGACGAAGGCGACGUCAAAGUAUUCUGUUUCCCCUCGUCUCACUCGGACUCGGGCGAAGUAGAGGAGUUUCGUUUCCCCAGAGCUGGCUGCCCCAACUCCAAAUCCUACCUGAAGAUGAUGGAGUUCAAGGUCAACGAGCAUCUGCAGAUCAUCGACAUUUCCCACUUGGAGUUGCAGUUCUCGUUGGCGAUGCUGUUUCCUUGGAUGGAGUACAUGGUGAGGGUCGGAUGGACGCCAAACGCUGAAUACAUUUGGGUUCAGCUUUUAGACCGUAGGCAACAGAGACUGGAACUAGUAUUACUAUCUCUAAGCAAUUUUACCGAAGCUCUUCCUGUUUUCGACGAUUCGACUAACGCUUACUUAGGAAGUCCCGUCGUACAAGUAAUAUACUCGCAAGAAUCCAACAUUUGGAUCAACGUACACGAUAUUUUGCACUUUCUGCCAUCGUCCGACAAUAACGAGGUCCAGUUCAUAUGGGCGUCAGAGGAGUCCGGUUACCGGCACUUAUACCUGAUCACCGCCCAGAUAAUGCCAUACAUGAACGGCAUCGCGGAGGGUUCCGAACCGAUGGACUACGUGUUUCUUCAGCCGAAAAUCCUGUCGAAAACGGCGCUAACCUUGGGCGAUUGGGAGGUGAUGGGUCAGGAGAUUUGGGUGGACUCCGAGAAACAGCUGGUGUAUUUCAUGGGGCUUAAGGAGACCCCGUUGGAGAAACAUAUGUAUGUCGUGUCGCUGAGGAGACCUGGGGAGGUUAGGUUGCUUACCAGGCCUGGGUAUUCGUAUAUGGUGGACUUUGAUAGGGAUUGUUCGAUGUUGGUAACGGUCUACAGCAACAUCCAGAAACCGCCCGCGUGUCAAGUGUUCCGCGUGACGCACGCUGAUUGGACCGUAGAAGGCGUCACGCUGACCCCCGUUGGGUACCUCGUGGAAUCCACCCCUUUAUCCAACGAUUGCUACGCCCCUGAUUUGUACACGCACGAGAUCAGUUCUGGCCACGUGCUGUACGCGAUGGUGUUCAAACCGCACAAUUUCGAGCCAGGGCGGAAGUACCCCACGGUGCUGAACGUGUACGGAGGGCCGGAGGUGCAAUUGGUGUCUAAUACGUUUAAGGGUAUGAGACAGUUGAGAAUGCACAUGUUGGCAGCUAGAGGCUACUGUGUGGUGGCGAUAGACUCUCGAGGGUCCCAACAUCGCGGUCUCCAGUUCGAGAGUUACAUCAAGAAACGCAUGGGCACGGUAGAGCUUAAAGACCAAAUUGAAGUAUUAAAAUGGCUGGCUGAUAGUUUAGGGUAUAUCGAUUUGGAUAGAAUAGCGAUACACGGAUGGUCUUACGGUGGCUAUCUUAGUUUGAUGGGCUUGAUCCAUUUUCCGGAUGUCUUCAAAAUAUCGAUAGCUGGUGCUCCGGUAACGAAUUGGAACCUUUAUGAUACCGGGUAUACGGAAAGAUACAUGGACUUGCCUGAACACAAUCCUGAAGGUUACUUUGAAGGUUCUGUUCUGAAUUACAUCAACAAAUUUCCAGAAGAGGAGAACCGAUUGCUGAUAAUCCACGGCCUGAUCGACGAAAACGUCCAUUUCUACCACACCAGCCAAUUGAUCAACGCUCUGAUCAAGGCCGGCAAACCGUACCAACUGCAGAUCUACCCGAACGAACGGCAUUCGUUAAGGCAUCUGGACGCUAGCAAACAUUACGAAACGACGCUGCUAUCUUUCUUGCAGAACAACCUGUGAGAUGAGUGGUGAAUCGUUGUGCGUGCCGAGAUGUCGCGGUUUACAGCGGGGGUGUACGGGGUGAUUCGAAAAAUACCGGCCAACCGGUAGAGCAGAGAAAUGACAGAACGAUUUUACUAAGCAAAAAAGCACAAAUUCAACCAAUUUGAAUGAGCAUAAUAAUAAUAUUUACAAGUACCUACACACUCAGCAUCAAUACUAAAUAAAACAGACACAUUCAAAAGAUACAAAUAUGAAAAAAGAAAAAUGUAAUCAAUAUGUCACUGAAGUCGUUGACUAGAAAUGUUUCAAUACUAUAAAAAGCUUUAGGUUUGAGAGGUGCCAAAAAGGAUCGAAGAUCCUAGCGCCAUCUGUGAGCGAGUAGCAAAAGCAAGCACUUCAACUCUUUUCAGAGUAGAUUUAUAAAUAUAAAUUUUGUGUACUGCUAUGGUUUAAUUAAUGGCGCUAAGAUCGUUCAAGUAGAAUAUUCGUUAAUACAGAAAACAGAACAGAAAAACAUUUUUCCAACUGACAUUUUGAAAAAUAUCUCAUUCUGUAUCUCGGAAAGGGUCAUUUUUUUAUCUUUAUUUCUAGGGUGUAAUUCUUCCAGGUUUGCUCUGGCAAGGAUUUUUUGAAUCGCCUUGUAUAUGUGUUGUUAAUAGAUGCAGGUUUCGAGUGGUUUUUAUAACUUUUUGUAGCCCCAAAAUGUGUUUUUUAAAAACGAUGUAGUUAUAGAUGUAAUUUUGAAACUGUCAAAAAUGCUAGUAUUUUUUCGAAAUGUACGAACAAGCAAGCUGGAGUUUAUCUCACUUCUAUUGAGUAUAGUUCCGCCGUACUUUUUUCGCUUGUUCUAAAAUGCGUUUAACGUGUAUGAUUCAUCCAAUUUGACAGGAUUUUUAAAAAAUCUUGUGAUGAAUUUUGUGUUUUUCAUGUGAUAUGUACAUACAGUCUAUCUGCAUCAUCUGUAUUGACUACUGAGGUUUCUUCAAAUAACUGAGAGCAAUAUCAACAUUACUAUAGUUUUCUCAAAUUUUCAUGGAUUUUGAAAAGUCUUACGAUCCCCAAGCAAAACUUACCAAGACAAAAAUCAUUCAAACACUUUUUAAUGUAAUUAUUUUUUCGUUCUACCUUUGAAACAUUUAGACGAGGCGAAUACAAACAUUUUUCGACUUGAUCUUUUAUUGAAAAAAAAAUCGAAUCGGAAAAUUUCUAAUUUUAUUUUUUGGGUAGGUGAGAAGAGAAUUCAUUGAAUUUUUGACAUAUAUAUUUCAUACUAAAAAAUGCCUAAACUUUGCUUGGGUCUCGUACUCAUUCGCAAUAAUAUACAAUAUUUUUAACGGCGUUAUCAAUAAUUUGUUCAUGCUGAAUUGUUAAUAUUUUCUGAUGUUGUACGGUUUGAUUUCAUAUUUCUGUCUUUCAUAAACUCGUUUCUCUACCUAUACAGGGUGUUCGAAAAAUAGACGAAGAUAUUUGAAGAUUGUUAAAAAAUAUGAAAAAAACUUUCUAUAAACAUAUUUUUUGUAUUGAUAUCUUAAAAAAUAUUAUUGAAAAUUGGCAAUAGUAUUUGCUGCAUCAAGAGGCUAUUUUUUAUUUUUGUUGUUUUCCAAGGCACUUGUAAUUUUUUUAGCAAAAAUUAAUAAACCAAUUUUGUCCAGUAACAUGCAAAAAAACGGUUUUUAUUUUUUUCGAAAACGAAGUGAGAUACGAAAAAAUACGAGAUGCAAAUUCAGGACCCAAACUUUUUUCAUAUUUUUUAACCUUCUAAAAUAUCUCCGUCUAUUUUUCAAACCCCCUGUAUGAAAGAUGUAUAUGGUUCAAUGUAUUGUGCCGCUAUUGGAAUGAUCUCUGUAGAUAUAAAAUUGUGGUACUAACGCAAACGAUGUACAAUAUUGGUUAUAAAUUUGGAAGGUUCAAGUUCGGUAUUAUCAAGAUCUUUAUCUAGAGCUUCACCUUCUACUACGAAAUCUGGCUAACAAAGUAACAGAAAGAUUAUCGACUGCUGUGAUUUUUUAAAUUGAUUUUCAGUUUAUUUCUAGUAUUGUAUACUUAGCCGUUUUGGUAGUGGCUGAUAAUAGUAUCGGUUAUUUUUAUAUAGUGAAUAUUGAACUAAAAGUAUUACACGAUAGUUGCACUUGUAAUAAAAGAAAAGACAUUUAAAAUUACUAAACUGUUCAACAAUAAACAAUUUGUAUUUAUUAACAAACAUUUUUUUGGAUGGAUUGAUUAUUGUAUUAAAAUGCUAUCAGGUAUC
Acanthoscelides obtectus is the source of this 5178-nucleotide messenger RNA. The record is from the annotation of a GenBank genome assembly. NCBI's taxonomy places the organism in Eukaryota, Metazoa, Arthropoda, Insecta, Coleoptera, Chrysomelidae.